AUCAACAAGAAGAAAAUUGGAGUGAGUGAUACUGAAGACUGUGAUCCAUUGAAGUAGCAAUGGAAGAGCUGCAGGCUGGAGUGAAAUCCGCCUCACGACUGUUCACCUGGGAGGAGAUCAAGUUCUUCUCUGGCCAGGGGCACCCACAACAGGAGCGGUGGCUGGUGAUUGACAGGAAGGUGUACGACAUCGGCAAGUUCUACCAUCAUCAUCCAGGGGGUUCCAAGGUCAUCAGACACUAUACAGGGCAGGAUGCCACGGAUGCAUUUGUGGCUUUCCACCCUGACAAGGCACUGGUGAGAAAGUACAUGAGGUCACUACUGAUCGGGAAGCUGGCGCCAGAUCAACCUAGCUUUGAGCCCCACAAAAACAAAUUGCUGGUACAGGAUUUCCGUGAACUGUGUUCCACCGUUGAGAGGAUGGGACUUCUGAAGCCCAGUGGUCUCUUCUUCUUCCUGAAUUUUCUGCAAAUUCCGCUGUUUCAAGCUGCCAGCUGGCUCAUUCUCUGGUAUUUCAGGAUGUCUCUGAUGUCUCUGGUCAUCUCAGCAGUGCUGAUGGCAACCUCUAUGCAACAGUGUCUGGUUCUGCAGCAUGAUUUGGGGCACCUCUCAGUGUUCUGCAAGACCAAAUGGAACCACUUGGCUCAGUUUGUUGUGAUGGGCUCAUUCGCAGGAUUCUCAUGCAGCUGGUGGAAUCACCUGCACGGCCAGCAUCAUGCUAAGACAAAUUGCUUCCGCAAAGACCCUGAUGUCAACUUGCAUCCGUUCUUGUUCACCUUGGGAAAGAAACUCUCUGUGGAGCUUGGGAUGAAGAAGAAAAAGUUCCUGCCAUACAACCACCAGCACAAGUACUUCUUCAUCACAGUGCCUCCAUUUCUGUUUUCCACCUACAUCCAAUUCUACACUUUCUACCACAUAAUCCAAAGAAAACAGUGGCUGGACCUGGCCUGUGUGCUGAGCUACUUCAUCUGGCUGUUUCUCCUCUACAAGCCCCUAUUGGAGCUGAAGGCUUUGCUGGGCUAUAUUGUCCUGAUCAGAGUCCUGAACAGUAUUUGGACUGCUUGGGUCACACAGAUGAGCCACAUUCCCAUGAAUAUUGAUUAUGAUAAGAACAUGGACUGGUUCUCAACCCAGCUUCAGGGAACAUGUAAUGUGCAUCAAUCAAUAUUCAAUGACUGGUUUACUGGGCAUCUGAACUUCCAAAUUGAGCAUCACCUUUUCCCGAGGAUGCCUCGACACAACUUCUACAAGGUGGCCCCCAUGGUGAAGUCCCUGUGUGUCAAACAUGGCGCUAAGUACCAUUGCAAGCCCCUGCUCACUGCCUUUGCAGACAUUGUGUGGUCUCUGAAGGAGUCAGGGGACCUCUGGCUUGAUGCCUACCUGCAUAAGUAACUGGAAGUCCAUUCCACAUACAGGAGUUGCCAAAAAAAAGGAAUGCAGCCCUGUUAGCUACCAGCUUUGUACAAUCAGAUGUUAUGUCUUCUGGGUGAGGGGCUUCUUCAGAAGUUUGCUUCCAGGAGUGCAAAUUAGAUUUUAAAGUACAUUUUCCUCCCAUGAUUCUUCCUUCCCUUUUCUUUGGCAGUCAGCACCAGGGGCUGUCUUCUUGUUCAUUGUUUGUAGAGCACCUUCAGAAUGACAUCCCAGUUCUUGAAUAUGGCUCACAGGUGUUAUGGGAAGCUUAAUAAUAACACUGCCACUACCUCUGCUGCCACCACAAUUAUAAUAAUAGUAGACAUAAUAAGUAUGAUCAUGAUGAUGGUAAAGAUAUUAAGAAUAAUAAUACAAAAGGAACAAAUGAGGAUGUUCCUAUGUGUCUGUGUGCAACAGUGGAGUAGAGUUCAGAUGAACCAGGGAGAAAGGGCUUCAUGAUGGUACCUACAGACUCUACAGCAUUUCAUUCUCACUCUCAGAGCCACAAAUUGUUGUCUUAAGUCUGUCUGCCUUCUUUCCUGCCAAAAAGAUUAAUCUCUUUGGUGUAAGGUAUGGGCUUUACUGGUCUGCACUAAUAAAAAUAUUUUCACUUGC
Alligator mississippiensis (American alligator) is the source of this 2024-nucleotide messenger RNA. Its product is annotated as acyl-CoA (8-3)-desaturase. Gene Ontology annotation, biological process: lipid metabolic process. The record is from RefSeq and is a predicted model, not a curated record. The transcript has 12 exons. NCBI's taxonomy places the organism in Eukaryota, Metazoa, Chordata, Crocodylia, Alligatoridae. The coding region runs from base 60 to 1391 and encodes 443 amino acids. Gene Ontology annotation, cellular component: membrane. Gene Ontology annotation, molecular function: oxidoreductase activity, acting on paired donors, with oxidation of a pair of donors resulting in the reduction of molecular oxygen to two molecules of water.